UUGCUCAAUGAAGCUGACUGUACCUUGAGGGGCCAGUGGUGACAGUGACGUGACUGUGCUCAGCUGGAUGGGGCUGCUGUGUGUCUCUGAGUGUUGACUUCAAGACAGCCGAGAGCUCAAGCACAGCGGGCUAUACUAAACUUGCACUCUCUCCAAAUAACGACGGCUUGGCCGGAAAGACACUGAAUGAUGGAAUAUGCCAAGAGGUCGCUUGGUCUGUUGUCUCCCACCUCCCUCUCAAAAUGCGUGACAGCCAGCGUCAACGCCAGUGCCUCCAUGACCCAGCAGCUCUUCACGGGGCUGAACUCGCGACCCCGGCCCUUCCGGGUCUCCAAUGCUGACCGAAGCGUGAAGAAGGGCAUCAUGGCUGACAGCCUGCGCGAUCUCCUGGACAAGGCUGCCGAUGCCCUGCAAGUGAGCUGUACAAGCUCCCUGGUGCUGGAUGAGGAUGGAACUGGGGUGGACACAGAGGAGUUUUUCAUUACCCUGGAGGACAAUGCUGUCCUCAUGAUUUUGGAAAAAGGACAGAAGUGGACACCACCACUCCACGGUCCACAGAGGGCACCUUCCAGUGACCGCCACCCCCGCCACAGAAAGGAUGUGGCAAAGCUGACCUUUGACCUGUACAAGACCAACCCCCAGGAAUUCAUUGGCUGCCUUAAUGUGAAGGCCACGCUGUAUGGAAUGUACUCCAUCUCGUAUGACCUGCGCUGCUACAGUGCGAAGAGGAUGCUGAAGGAAGUGCUGCGAUGGACGCUGUUUUCCAUGCAAGCCACGGGCCACGUCCUGCUAGGCACUUCCUGCUACAUGCAGCAGCUCCUGGAUGAGGAGGAGAAGGCAGAGGCAACAGCCGUGCUGCCCAGCCUGAGGAAUGGGAUGCGAGCUAUCCAAUGGGGACGGACCCAGUGCUGAAUGAAGCAAAGCUGGCAGAAGCAUGGGAGGGGUGCUGGUUAUUGGAUGGACACACUAGGACCUUGGCUACCUGGAGGUGGAAGACCAUGCAGCAGAGGGUCCUGACUCAUGGCAGCUUGGACCAGGUGGCCACUGUUCUGGAGUGGUGUGGCUCAACUCCAGUAAUCCUAUGUACUUUGCAGCUGGAACAUUGCCUUGGGUGUGUGUGUGCGCGCUUCUGGAUUUCACAGGAAGGUGUAGAGAAGUUAACUUGUUUAUGCAUGUUAAUCUGUUCCCUGUGCUCACCAUCUAUUUAUACUUUUUUUUUGUAUUCAUAUUGACUGCUGCUAUGUGCAAAAUGACCAAUAAAAUGUUACACUGGGA
Molecule: messenger RNA, 1275 nt
Organism: Brienomyrus brachyistius
Lineage: Eukaryota; Metazoa; Chordata; Actinopteri; Osteoglossiformes; Mormyridae
Gene: cidec
Product: cell death inducing DFFA like effector c
Exons: 6
Coding region: 187-912 (241 amino acids)
Biological process (GO): apoptotic process; regulation of apoptotic process
Source: RefSeq, a predicted model, not a curated record